AUGUAUUAUUGUCUAAAUGAUUGUAAAAAUUUAAGUGUAAAAUUAAUUUUAUUACUUUAUUUAUCAACAAAAGAAAUGAUGAGUGACGGUGAUGUUGAAGAUGUAAUAAUGGAUAGUUUUCUUCCACCUAAUAAUUCUUUAUUAGGUGGUUCUAAGGAAUACUUUGAUGAAACAUUAUAUGGACUUGAAGAACAGUACAAACCAGCAAGUAGAAAAAAGUUUUAUUUUGGUAUAAUAAUUGGAGUUAUUCUUUUUUUGUUAAUUGUCUCUGGUUUAUUUUACCUUGUUGUCUAUAUGCCGAAUGAUAAAUAUGAUCUGGUGAGGAGAGAAGCUAUUUUUGAUAGAAUAUCACCAAUUAAUAUGUACCAGGAACAUAAAAAUUAUCAAGACUACUUAUUUAGACCUGAAGAAGUAUCAAUGGAAAUUUUAAAUAGUCAUACAACUCUUGACUACAUACCAAUUGCAGUGACGGAAAGAGUAACUGAGAAGAUGUCUACAAUAUCUCUGAAACCAGAAACUACAAAACCUCAAGUUUCUACUACAUCAAGUAAGACUACAUUGGUUGUCAAAGAAAUUAAAGAAGCCUAUAUUUUUAAUGUUAGUAUCAAGACAGAUGAUUCUAUUAAAAAUAAAGUAUCAAUAGAGCAUAUCAAAAGUGUUCCAAAGGAGCAAUUUAAAUCAAACAUCAAAUCCAGUGAACCAGGGAAAAGGAUGUACAAUUUUUCUACUUAUGUCCAAGAUCCAUACGGCAGUACAAUUAAUAAUCAUGAGAAGUUAAGCAAUGUUGCAUAUGAUGUUCCUAAAAAUAGUUGUAAUGAAGUUAAGAUGGCUGGUCCGUCAUCAAAUGGAGUUUAUAAUUUAUUUAUAAAUAAAGUAAAAGUACAUGCUGUUUGUGAUAUGAAAGCACAUUCAGGUCCCUAUAUGGUUGUUCAACGUAGAAUUAGCUCUGAUAUAAUUUUUUGGAAUAGAACAUUUAAAGAAUAUCAAUUUGGUUUUGGUGAUCCAUCCACAAAUUAUUGGCUUGGAUUGGAACACUUAUACCAGUAUCAAGAAUACUUGAAGAAAAAUUCUAAGAGUAAGGACUUUGUUUUGUUGCUUCGUAUUGAACUAAGAACUAAUGUCUGUGAUUCAAAUGGUAGUCACUGUAGUACAGGAAAUGUUUUAUUACCAACAUACUUUUGGCAUGAAUAUAAGAUGAAAUUAAGUGGACCUGAUGAUUAUUAUCGCCUUAAUAUUGAAUCUAUUCGUGGAAACUUAUCAACACAAAAUGAUUUUUUUGUUAAUGUAAACAGUGGUAGGAGGUUUACUACUGUUGAUGUAGACAAUGAUGAUAGUGCAAGAGUAAAUUGUGCUGAGCGUUACUCAGCUGGUGGAUGGUGGUAUAAUAAAUGCAGUCAUGCAAAUUUAAAUGGUAUAUACCCGGAUCCUAAAGAUGUGAAAACAAAGUUUGGAAUGAAAUGGCGUUACUCAAGUCCUAUUAAAUUAAAUUCUGCCUCAAAUGCGGAACUUAAAAGGGAUGUUCAUCCAGAUGCAACAUUAAUGCUGGUAAAACCGUUAUAA
Messenger RNA from Strongyloides ratti, 1560 nucleotides. Its product is annotated as Fibrinogen, alpha/beta/gamma chain, C-terminal globular domain and Fibrinogen, alpha/beta/gamma chain,C-terminal globular, subdomain 2 and Fibrinogen,alpha/beta/gamma chain, C-terminal globular, subdomain 1-containing protein. The coding region runs from base 1 to 1560 and encodes 519 amino acids. Lineage: Eukaryota; Metazoa; Nematoda; Chromadorea; Rhabditida; Strongyloididae. The record is from RefSeq and is a predicted model, not a curated record. The transcript has 4 exons.